CCGCCUCACAACGAAACGCAAUAUCGCCCUGCCCCUUCUUCUUCCUCGUCGACGCGCAGGCCCCAGGGAAAAAGAAAAACUUCUCCGUUGGAGGAAAGUCGCGUGCCGUCUCGCCCACAGGAAUUGUUUCAUCUUCGGUUGGUAGGAUUCUUCGGCUAUGGUUUGAUUUGCGCGUCCGCCUCCGUGUGCGACGUAAUCGUCGUGACCGGUGCAGGGAAGGUGAUUGGUCUUUUGGAUUCGAACAGCACAAAGGGGAGCAGGUGAUUCGAUGGAUAAUGAUCAAAACGAAUGCAUUGAGGCCUCUGCUGGCUACCACCGGCCGCCCUAUGAGACCCAUGCCUUGUCAUUGGAAGAUCCUCGAAGCCCGUUGGCAGCAAUGGCACAAGAGAGCUGGAAGGAGUCUGAGGAGACUGUCCAAACUCCUGAGGCACCAAUAUUGUGUGUAAACAACUGCGGCUUCUUCGGUAGCAGCAUGACGAACAACAUGUGCUCCAAGUGCUACAGGGACUUCAUUAAGGCCACGACAAUGGCUGCCCCUGUAGUGGAGAAGGUGUUCUCAGUGGCAUCAUCUUCCAGUGUGACCUUGGAGCAAGCAAAGGCAGAUGAAGUACCAGCCGUGGCUGUAGCUGAUGGCCAAGCAGCACAGGAGCCUCCAAAGCCGCCCAGCAACAGAUGUCUUUCAUGCCGCAAGAAGGUAGGCUUGACCGGUUUCCAGUGCCGGUGCGGGGGAACAUUCUGCUCCAUGCACCGCUACGCUGACUCCCACGAAUGCACUUUCGACUACAAGAAGGCUGGCCGGGAGCAGAUUGCCAAGCAGAACCCUGUUGUGAUAGCCGAGAAGAUCAACAAGAUAUGAUCGAUAAUCACACUGGGUUCAUUUGCUUGCUAUUCGUGGUGGUGCCGGAUUCGUCUUUACUUGAAUCAGUAGGUUUCUUCUGGUCUGGACUAGGUUGCUAGGGUCUCAAUUGUGUCUAUCCUUCUCCUUCAUGGUUCGCUUCUCUCCAUUAAGAAUGAAAUGAAAUAAUGUAAAUAUAUAAAAUUCUAUUGUUUUAGCUGUUCGUUUCUUAUAUUGCUUAUUGCUCCUUGCU
This is a messenger RNA of Triticum dicoccoides, 1088 nucleotides long. RefSeq names its product zinc finger A20 and AN1 domain-containing stress-associated protein 9-like. The record is from RefSeq and is a predicted model, not a curated record. The transcript has 4 exons. Lineage: Eukaryota; Viridiplantae; Streptophyta; Magnoliopsida; Poales; Poaceae. Bases 269 to 856 code for a protein of 195 amino acids. Gene Ontology annotation, molecular function: DNA binding; zinc ion binding.